AUGAGAAAUGAGGUGAGAUUACUCCAGCGGCAGAUUAAACAUGACCAGCAAGUUAUGAGGAUGGGAAAGAAAAGAGGGCGAGGAGACGACGUAUACAACGAAGGCAUAGUUUUUACAGACGAAGGCUUUGGAGAAGUUCAAGUGCCCAACAAUGAUGCUUUGGUCAUAACCUUACGAAUUGGGGAAUACGAUAUAGAGAGAAUCCUGGUAGAUUCAGGGAGUUGUACAAAGCUGUUGUAUUAUGAUGCGUUCAAUAAAUUGGGUCUACCCCAGACAGACUUGGAGCAAUCCAUAACACCCUUGGUUGGGUUUGGUGCAGGUGCUGUCUGGCCCCUCGGGAAAAUAACGUUACCUGUUCAGGCUGGAUCAGUGGUGUUGAGGAUAGACUUUCUGGUUGUAGAUGUUCCUUAUUCCUAUAACGCAAUUAUAGGAAGGACUUGGCUGCACAAGAUGAGAGCUGUCUCUUCUACUUAUCACCAGAUGGUGAAGAUCUAG
Messenger RNA from Rhododendron vialii, 495 nucleotides. RefSeq lists its product as uncharacterized. The coding region runs from base 1 to 495 and encodes 164 amino acids. The record is from RefSeq and is a predicted model, not a curated record. Lineage: Eukaryota; Viridiplantae; Streptophyta; Magnoliopsida; Ericales; Ericaceae. The transcript has a single exon.